This is a messenger RNA of Eutrema salsugineum, 714 nucleotides long. Its product is annotated as photosystem II 10 kDa polypeptide, chloroplastic. Gene Ontology annotation, biological process: photosynthesis. The transcript is spliced from 4 exons. The coding region runs from base 153 to 578 and encodes 141 amino acids. The record is from RefSeq and is a predicted model, not a curated record. Gene Ontology annotation, cellular component: thylakoid membrane; photosystem II; photosystem II oxygen evolving complex. Lineage: Eukaryota; Viridiplantae; Streptophyta; Magnoliopsida; Brassicales; Brassicaceae.
AACGUUGGUAAGGAAGAUAUCCAGUCGCAAGCCACACAGCAAUCGCCACGUGUCAAGACCGUGAUCACUUAUCGCGUCUCCUCUCUCUCAUAUUAGAAGACACAGACGCAUUGGGCGAGAGAGAGAGAGAUAGAGAGUAGAGAAGAGAAGAAAUGGCUGCUUCAGUGAUGCUUUCAUCGGUGACAUUGAAACCGGCGGGUUUCACGGUGGAGAAGAUGUCGGCGAGAGGAUUGCCGUCGCUCACAAGAGCUUCUCCUUCCUCCUUCAGAAUUGUCGCCAGCGGCGUCAAGAAGAUCAAGACUGACAAGCCCUUUGGAGUUAACGGCAGCAUGGACUUGAGGGACGGCGUCGACGCCUCCGGCAGAAAGGGCAAGGGAUACGGUGUUUACAAAUUCGUCGACAAGUACGGUGCUAACGUCGAUGGAUACAGUCCUAUUUACAACGAGGAGGAGUGGGCACCGGGUGGUGACACGUACAAGGGAGGAGUCACCGGAUUGGCAAUUUGGGCGGUGACGCUCGCCGGAAUUCUCGCCGGAGGAGCUCUUCUUGUGUACAACACCAGUGCUUUGGCUCAGUAAAUCUUGAGUUGCUAAAGAAAUGUGUACUCAUGUUUCUCUAAAUGUUUUCUCCUAUUGUUCUAUUCUCUCUGAUGUUGUUACAAAACUCAGAACAUACUUUGAAUUUAUAAGAAUGCUAGUGUUUGUUGUAUAUUCA